CAGGGUGCAGUGUGAGGAGGCACCAGUGCAGGCUGCAGUGUGAGGGGGUUCCAAUGCAGGGUGCAAUUUGAGGCAACCCUAGUGCAGGGUUCAGUGAGAUGGGGCUGCAGUGCAGGGUUCCAUUUCAGGCUGCAGUGUGAGGGGGCUGUAGUGGAGGGUCUCUCUCACAGUCUCUCUCUCACCUUCACACACACUCUCUCCCUCCCUCCCACACACUCUCCCUCACACAGUCUCACCCUCUCUCCCUCCCUCACACACACUCCCUCCCUCACACUCUCUCCCUCCCCCUCACACACACCCUCCCUCACACCCUCCCUCCCUCCCUCACACCCUCCCACAUGGAGUCUCUCGCUCACACACAGGUGCACGGUGGCGGCGGGUGAUCGGGACCAGCGCCGAGGAAGGGGGUUAUCCCCCGGGACCGCUCCUCCUCCCCCUCCGCGUCGCUCCUGCGGCCGGCAGCCUGUUUCCAGCUGCAGCGAGCGGGAGGCGGCAGCGCUGCGGAGCGAGGCGGCGGGCGGCGGGCGGCCGGGCUGUGGGUUUGCAGAUCCGACAUCCUCUGUCCUGGUGCCCAACGUCCCUGCGGUUCCGAAAGCCUCUUCUGCCAGAGGUGUCGUAAGAGCAGUUGCCGUCUCCGGGACUAUGCGGAUACCCCAGGAUGGACACAGCCAUGGAGUUGGAUAAUUACCAGCCUGUGUUGGAGACCACGGACGAGUCGGCCUUGAACCAAGGAUGGUACGUCUCCUACCCAGUCAGCUUCCAGGUGUCGUUGACCAGCUUCCUGAUGCUGGAGAUUGUGCUGGGCUUUGGCAGCAACCUGACGGUGCUGGUGCUGUACUGCAUGCAGACCAGCCUGGUGGACUCUGUCAGUAACAUGGUGACCAUGAACCUGCAUGUGCUGGACAUCAUCAUCUGCCUGGUCUGCGUCCCCUUCACCAUCACCAUUGUGCUGACCCCGCUGGACAGCGACAUGGCCCUCAUCUGCUGCUUCCAUGAAGCGUGCGUCACCUUCACCAGCGUGGCCACGGCCAUCAACGUGCUGGUGAUCAGCCUGGACAGGUACGACAUCUCGGUGCGGCCGGCCAACAGGGUGCUGACGCCAGGCCGCGCGGUUCUGCUCCUGGCUGCCGUCUGGAUGCUCUCCCUGCUGGUCUUCUUCGUGCCCUUCAUGGAGGUGGAGUUCUUCAGCGUGCCGCUGUACGGACCUGCCUGGCACAACCGGACCCUGCUGUGCGUCAGUGCCGAGGACUACCACCGCGAAACCGCCAUGUACUGCCACCUCUUCAUCCAGAUCCCCUGCUUCUUUGCGGCCGUGGCGGGCAUGUUGGGAGCCUAUUCCCGCAUCCUGAAGGCCCUCAACAUCCGCAUCGGCUCGCACUUCGCCCGCGGACAGAAGCGCAAGAGCAAGAGGCAGCAGCGGCGGAGGAGGAAGGGGCCAGGGAACUCGCUGGGCAGUCAGUACGAGGGCAGGAGGCUGGCACCCUCUGUGGGGGGCCCACCCCCGGCCCUGGGGGUGCACGCCUCGGUCUCUGUCAUCAUCGCCCUGCGGCGGGCGGUGAAACGGCACAGGGACCGGAGGCAGCGCCAGCGCCGGGUCUUCCGCAUGUCGCUGGUCAUCGUCUCCACCUUCCUGGUGUGUUGGGCCCCCAUCUCCAUCGUCAACUUGCUGGUGUUGUGCCUGGGUCCCAGCGACCGGCUGGUGCGCCUGCGCCUCUGCACCCUGGCACUCGCCUACGCCACCACCGUCCUCCACCCCCUGCUCUACGCCUUUGCCCGCCACAAGUUCCGCAAGGUCCUCAAGAGCAAGGUGAAGAAGCGGGUGGUGUCGGUGCUGCAGGUGGACCCUGUGCCCAGUGCCACCAUCAUCCACAACUCCUGGGUGGAGCCCGGGAAGGUGCGGGGGUCCGGGGAGCCCACCCAGUCUCUGGCCCAGGCCAAGGCCUGAGCCCCUGAAGUGGCAGCACAGUCUCACGUUGGACACCCUCCCUCCACCCCCCCCCCCCCCCAAAGGGCUUCCCCUCCCCCCAGACCCAACAGCACCAGGGCCCCCCCAAGGGCCUCAGCCACCCCCCCCCCCCCCCGCGCCCCAGUGGACCGUGGCAGCUCGCGGGUCAAAACCACAACCAGCACCAGAGGGGUCCAUUCACCACCCCCCACCCCCUCACCAGAUCACCCCCUU
Pristis pectinata (smalltooth sawfish) is the source of this 2179-nucleotide messenger RNA. RefSeq names its product G-protein coupled receptor 22-like. Gene Ontology annotation, biological process: G protein-coupled receptor signaling pathway. Bases 659 to 1945 code for a protein of 428 amino acids. Gene Ontology annotation, cellular component: membrane. Gene Ontology annotation, molecular function: peptide binding; G protein-coupled receptor activity. NCBI's taxonomy places the organism in Eukaryota, Metazoa, Chordata, Chondrichthyes, Rhinopristiformes, Pristidae. The transcript is spliced from 3 exons. The record is from RefSeq and is a predicted model, not a curated record.